AUGAAACUCGACGCUAAGGCUAUUCGCUACCUCACCUCUGAGGAUUUCCGAGUUCUUGCAGCGUGUGAAGCUGGCAGCCGAAACCAUGAGGUCGUUCCGACGCCGUUGAUCUCGAACCUUUCAGGCCUCCGAGGCGGCAGCGGUGUCAACCGCGCAAUCUCAAACCUCGCGAAAAUCAACUUGAUUGCAAAGGUUAAGAAUGCCAAGUAUGACGGCUACCGACUGGCAUACGGAGGAUUGGAUUAUCUUGCGCUGAACGCGCACCAAAAGUCAAAGGUCAUCUAUUCAGUUGGCAACCAAAUCGGCGUGGGAAAGGAAUCAGACAUUAUCGUGGUAGCAGAAGCCACCGGAGGGCAGCGCAUUAUGAAAAUUCACCGUCUCGGCCGUAUCUCCUUCCGAACAGUCAAGACGAACCGUGACUACCUACGACACCGCAGCUCAGCAUCAUGGAUGUACAUGUCCCGAUUGGCAGCAAUGAAAGAGUUCGCCUUCAUGAAGGCUCUGCGUGAGAACGGAUUCUCUGUGCCCGAACCCAUUGCCCAGAACCGACACACCAUCGUCAUGAGUCUAAUCGAUGCUUUCCCCCUACGCCAGAUCUCAAAAGUCGCCGACCCCGCUGGACUAUACUCGGAGCUUAUGAAUAUCAUCUUGGAUCUUGCGCGAUAUGGUCUUAUCCACGGUGAUUUCAACGAGUUCAAUAUCCUUAUUAAGGAAGAGCUGGACCCCGAAAUGAAGGGAAAAGAGCUCACCGAGGAAGAGGAAGAUGAGCAUAUCCGGCUGGUCCCGGUUCUCAUUGAUUUCCCCCAGAUGUUGUCUAUCGACCACGUUAACGCUGAGAUGUACUUCGACCGUGAUGUGGAAUGUAUCAAGCGAUACUUCAAGCGCAAGUUCCACUUCGUGAGCGACUCAAAAGGCCCUACUUUCGCUGAGGCUAGAAAGAUGCUCCUCAAGAACCCCGGCAAACGUUUGGAUGUCGAAGUUGAAGCCUCAGGUUUCUCACGCAAGAUGGCCCGUGAGCUUGAGGCUUAUAUGGAAGACGUGGGAGUCAAAGGAGACGGAGAAGCUUCCAAGGACACCGAUGAUGAGGACGAGGAAGAGUCUGGAUCUGAAGCCGAGGAAGCCGAUGGUGCCCUUGACGGCAAGUUCUCCGAAGAUGUCGAUGAAAGCACCAAGCGUUUAGAAGAACUUGAAGUAUCGGGGCCGUCGGAGCGUUUCGAUGCGCGAUCCGCAAGCACCUCCAACCCCCAGAUUCCCCCACUCAACAACACGAUGGUGCGUCUCAGCAGUGUUCAAGCGAAAGCUAUACGCCGCCUGCAAAACCAGGCUGCUGUCGAGCAACCCCAAAAGCCUAAAUGGCCCACCACUGUCGGCAAGCCCGUGUACCUACCUCAAUUCCGCGUUGCUCUCGUCCGAACCCCCAACCUCACCCCCCGAUAUGCUCAAUUCCGCGUUCCCCUCAACUUCAACAAGUUCGAUCUCCGCAGCUACCUAUGGCACUUGUACGGAGUCGGAACUCUUAGCAUCCGCAGUUAUGUCCAGGCACAACCAAUCACACGAAUCUCGCGCGAUAACAAGGGUUUCGGCCCGUGGCGCCGACCUAAGUCGCAGAAGCGCAUGACCGUUGAAUUGAAGGAGCCCUUCGUGUACCCCAAGGAGCCGAAGGAUCUGACCCCAUGGGAGAAUGAAGGCUGGACAAAGGCCGAGAAGUUCCAGAUCGACCUACAAGAAAAGGAGAACCCUAAGCCGAACAAGGGCGAAACCCCCGACCAGGAGCUACGCGAUGCCUAUAAGGAGCAGGCUAAGAGGCUGCUCGAGAACAAGGAGACCUGGAGACCGACCUGGCAGGCUCUGGGCUUGGAGCCUCGCCAGGCUGCUAAGAAUGGAGGAUUCAUCCCUGCUUCUACGCUGCCGGCUUGGUAUUCUAAGCAGCGGAAGCACGGAGCGCGGUAA
This is a messenger RNA of Penicillium vulpinum, 1950 nucleotides long. Its product is annotated as protein kinase RIO2. Gene Ontology annotation, cellular component: ribosome; nucleus; preribosome, small subunit precursor. Gene Ontology annotation, molecular function: structural constituent of ribosome; ATP binding; protein serine/threonine kinase activity. The record is from RefSeq and is a predicted model, not a curated record. The coding region runs from base 1 to 1950 and encodes 649 amino acids. The transcript has 6 exons. Gene Ontology annotation, biological process: maturation of SSU-rRNA; translation; protein phosphorylation. NCBI's taxonomy places the organism in Eukaryota, Fungi, Ascomycota, Eurotiomycetes, Eurotiales, Aspergillaceae.